Styela clava is the source of this 6293-nucleotide messenger RNA. Its product is annotated as phospholipid-transporting ATPase IB-like. Lineage: Eukaryota; Metazoa; Chordata; Ascidiacea; Stolidobranchia; Styelidae. The record is from RefSeq and is a predicted model, not a curated record. Gene Ontology annotation, molecular function: ATP hydrolysis activity; ATP binding; magnesium ion binding. Gene Ontology annotation, cellular component: plasma membrane; trans-Golgi network. Gene Ontology annotation, biological process: phospholipid translocation.
AACAGCAAAUAUGUAAGAUUGUCCAAUGAUUUUUACGAUGAUAAGAUAAAUCAAUCGCAACGUAUAUCUGUUGUAAGGUGAUCCAAAUUGUUUUAACUAAUUGUGUUUGAUUGAAAAUUCUCGAAUGCUUCGUUAUAGUUAUUUUUCUGUACAUCGGAUUAUUUUUCUCUGAGGAAUGCAACAGUGACGUUUUAGGAUUUAUGUGCAAGAGGAUUGCUGAACUGUUUGUGGUAGUGGUUUACAUGCUCUGUCCACUCAUUUAUUAUGACUUCUUAUGCUAUCAAGUCCAUGCAUGUACAGAUCUGAAAUGAAUAACUGUUUGGCUAGUACAUAGUACAUCCUGUUUUAAUCCAAUGAAUGUUUUGUUAUUAUGUCGUUGUCUCACCCAUUGGCUUUUGAAUGCAAUUGGUGUCACAAUUGGCUGAUAAAUAAUUCAAUAUGACCUUUAUCUCCAAGAGCAGAAGUGGUAAUUGUAGAUGGCGUGAUCUGGUUUAGAGGAUUUUAUCAUAGAAAGUCUUUUUUCAUUAUGUAAGGCUUGAUAAAAAUGUCCAACAUUGAGAAAAAAGGUUAACAUCUGGUCGAUAGAUUUGUGAUACUAUCUCUGUAUCUUGUCGAAAUUGAGAAUUUAUUAUAUGUUUGGUCAUAAUAAUCUCAUGCAAAACAAAGAGUGUUGAUUCUGUUACGUCGCGCUGCACUUAUUUUUGUACAACCUAGUGAGUCCAGUAUAGAUAGAUAUGAGUUACCACUGAUUUCAUGCCUCUAACUGUGUUAUUCUAUAGGCCUAGCCUAUAAUAAAAAUACAUUUUUAUUUGCCUUUCUGUGAUGUUACAGUAUUUAUGAAUUAUUGAUAUUUUGAAUGUUUCAUGGCAUACUAAUUCCAUUGUGAAUUAGAAUACAUGACAAUUCUGUAUUGAUUCUGACAGUGUGGUUUAGAGCUAUACGUUGUCAUCUGGACCCAUGCUAUACAAUAUUACACGAGCUUAUUUUCUUAUGGAUUUAACGCUACAUGAUGAAUUUUAUUCGAAAAACUUGGAAUAGACUUACAGCAGGAAUUGUUAUAUUGUGGGAUAUGUAUGAUAAGAUAAAAGCGUCAACAAACAGUCAGGUUCUGUAAGAUCAAUAUGGGGAAGGAUAAGAAUGCUUCCUCUGUUUUGAGCGGAACUAGUUUCAGAAUGGAGGAUAUGAAUGCAAAAGAUGGUUAUGGUGAGGCGGAAGACUCUUCUACUGAUUCAAGCCACAUGGCAGAAAGAAGAGUUUUAUAUGUGAGAAGUGAUUUUCAAGAGAAAAAGUUUUGUGGCAAUAAAAUCAGUACUGGAAAAUACAAUUUUUUGACUUUUCUACCACGUUUCUUAUUUGAACAAUUUAGGAGAGCUGCAAAUAUUUUUUUCUUGAUUAUCGUUAUUCUACAGCAAAUUCCCGAUGUUUCACCUACAGGACGAUUCACCACAAUCGUUCCUCUCACAUUUAUUUUACUUGUUGCUGCUAUCAAAGAAAUUGUUGAAGAUUAUAAAAGGCAUCGAGCUGAUGACAAUGUAAAUAACAGGAAAAUUCUAAUAUUUCGAGAUGGUGAAUGGAGGGCCAUGAAAUGGACAAAGGUUGUUGUUGGUGAUGUUGUUAAAGUAAUCAACGGUCAAUUUUUUCCUGCUGAUCUCAUAUUGAUGUCAUCAAGCGAACCUCAAGCUAUGUGUUAUAUUGAAACAGCUAACUUAGAUGGAGAAACUAACUUGAAAAUUAGACAGGGAGUUCAACAAACUGGAAAUAUAACAACUAGUGAAGAACUUAACAAUUUUAAUGGGAAAGUGGAAUGUGAAGCUCCCAACAGACAUUUAUAUGAAUUCAAUGGCAAUCUACAAAUUGAGAAUGAACGACCUAUUGCAAUUGGUGGAGACCAAAUUCUUCUUAGAGGUGCAAUGUUGAGGAACACGCAAUGGGUAUUUGGUAUUGUCGUGUAUACAGGUCACGACACAAAACUAAUGAUGAAUGCAAAUCGAGCUCCUUUGAAAAUGUCCAACGUGGACAAAACAACUAAUAUGCAGAUUUGGUUUUUGAUGAUUAUACUUAUUGUCAUUUCAUUGACGUCUGCUAUAGGAAGUGAGAUAUGGAAGAAAACCAGUAAAAUUGAGAGCUGGUACCUCCCAGACGACGCACAUGGGGCUCGUCAUUUCUUUAUGGAAUUACUUACUUUUAUUAUUCUGUACAACAAUCUCGUUCCAAUAUCAUUGUUAGUUACUCUUGAAGUGGUGAAGUUUAUACAAGCAAUAUUUAUCAACUCUGACAUUGAGAUGUAUGAUCCAGAGUCGAAUACUCCAGCUAUGGCUCGAACAUCCAAUCUCAAUGAGGAACUCGGGCAAAUCAAAUAUAUAUUUUCUGAUAAGACAGGAACUUUAACAAGAAAUGUAAUGCUGUUUAGGAAAUGUACUGUCGCUGGUGUCAAAUAUGGCGAUAACAAUAAAGGAACAUCGGAUAUGGAUUAUUCUGAUGAUAUAGUGGAUGAAUCCAGAGAGGAAGAAAAUGAAGACAGUCAAUUUGCAUUCAAUGAUCCAGAAUUACUAAAGAACCUGCAUAAUGGGAAGCAAAGCGGUACAGCCAUCAGACACUUCCUCACACUAAUGUCGGUUUGUCACACUGUCGUUCCGGAAAAAGAUAGAAGGCCAAACACUCCUUCUGGCGUCCAGUAUCAGUCUUCAUCACCGGAUGAAAGUGCUCUUGUAAAAGCCGCUCAAAAAUUAGGAUUUGAGUUCACGGAGCGAACACCACAGACUGUUACGGUUGAUGUGCUUGGCACCAAAGAAACAUACGAUGUAUUGAAUGUAUUAGAAUUUACGAGCACCAGAAAACGAAUGUCUGUAAUUGUUCGUACACCGAAUGGAAAAAUUCGACUGAUGUGUAAAGGUGCUGACAAUGUAAUAUAUGAAAGGCUGGCGAAAGAUUCAGAGUACACAGACUCGACCACUAAACAUCUGGAAGAAUAUGCAUGUGAAGGUCUUCGUACAUUGUGCUUUGCAUACACUGACUUAGAUCCAACAGAAUAUGAGGAAUGGAAAGAGACUUGCUAUCAAGCUAGCAUCGCUAUUAAUGACCGAGAACAACGGUUAGAGGAAGCUUACGAAUUAAUUGAAAAAAAAUUACAUCUGGUCGGUGCUUCUGCCAUAGAGGAUAAAUUACAAGAAGGUGUUCCAGAUACUAUAUCAAAACUGUCAAAGGCGGAAAUCAAAAUUUGGGUUUUAACUGGAGAUAAACAAGAAACGGCGAUAAAUAUCGGAUAUUCGUGUCAUUUGUUAACAGACUCGAUGUCACUUGUUAUACUGGAUAAAAACGGUCUUGACGCAACAAGACAAACAAUCCGAAGCGAACUUGCAAAUAUAGGUACAGAUAAUAUUCGCAAAGAAAAUAAUAUUGGUCUGGUCGUCUCCGGGUCAACAUUGAAGCAUGCGUUAGCUUGCGAUACACAAAGUGACUUUUUAGAUCUUGCUCUCUCAUGCAAAGCAGUUAUUUGCUGUAGAGUGUCACCUAUGCAGAAAGCAGAAGUUGUAGAAUUGGUGAAAAAGCACUGUGAAGCUAUCACAUUAGCUAUAGGUGAUGGAGCUAAUGAUGUCAGUAUGAUUCAAGCUGCUCAUGUUGGUGUUGGUAUCAGUGGUCAGGAAGGAUUACAAGCUGCUAAUUCAUCUGAUUAUUCAAUUGCACAGUUCCGUUUUCUCAAAAGAUUGCUGCUUGUUCACGGAGCUUGGAACUAUAAUCGACUUGCGAAAUGCAUUCUAUUUUCAUUCUAUAAAAAUAUUUGUUUGUAUUUAAUAGAGUUUUGGUUUGCUUUUGUCAAUGGAUUUUCUGGUCAGAUUUUAUUUGAAAGAUGGACUAUUGCUCUGUACAAUGUUUUUUUCACUGCCUUGCCACCGUUCAGUCUUGGAUUGUUUGAAAGAACAUGCAGCAGUACCAGCAUGAUGAAACAUCCAGCACUUUAUUCAAUAUCACAACGUGCUGUAAAAUACAAUGCUCGUGUGUUCUGGACGAUGUUCCUUAAUUCAGUCAUUCAUUCUUUGUUGUUAUUUUUUCUGCCUUUACUUAUGUUAACUCAAGAUAUAGCUUUCAUAAAGGGAUGGACAGGAGGUUAUCUAUUUUUAGGAAAUUUUGUUUAUACUUAUGUUGUUAUCACGGUGUCUCUGAAAGCUGCUCUUGAAUCUAACACAUGGACUGUUUUUACACAUGUAGCUAUAUGGGGAAGCAUAUUAUUUUGGUUCGUUUUCUUUGGUGUAUACUCUCAUUUCUAUCCUGUGUUUCCGAUCGCCAGUGAAAUGCUCGGACAAGCAGACAUGGUUCUUAGUUGUCCGUUAUUCUGGAUCGGACUUCUGCUGCUACCUCUCACUGUUUUGAUGAGAGAUUUACUUUGGAAAGUGCUUAGAAGAACAUUGCGUAAGACGAUAGUUGAAGAAGUCCAGGAAUUGGAAAGAAAACAUUUCAAUCCGAGAAUGAAUAUUUUAGAACAAGCACGUUACAGCUUGACAGAAAAAGCUCAUUUGUUGCGAAACAUGUUCGGCACACAUUUGCGUAGAGAAGGUUCGCAAUCAAGUGCGGAAUCUCACGAACUCCCUUCGACAUCAAGAGAUGAUCGGUACAUAUCGCCGCAACAUAGUCAUCAUCAUGGAUUUGCGUUUUCGCAAGAAGAGCGAGGCGUCGUUACGCAAUCUCAGCUUAUUAGAAGUUAUGACUCCACUGCUGAUAAACCUUUAGGAAAAUAACAUUGACAUUGUUUUUUAAGUUAGUUUUUUGUUAUUUUUCUUUAAAUUUUUUUGAAAUUUUUUGUAGCUUAUUAAAUGUGCAACUCGUGUAUGAUAAUAUAAAGAGAAUCAAAUGAAGCUUCAGCAUAAGUUCCACCACUUCUAAGCAUUCCUAUGUGGCAUUGAUAUAUAACUGCACCAGGCCCCAACCCCAGAAGCUUUCUAUACCUGGUAUAGUUCUAAAGAUUAUUCUAUUUACUGUGAAUUGGCUGUAGUAUUUCUAAAAUUUUCAUUUACAAAAUCCUAUCACUUUCAGAUAUUCUAGGCUUCAAAAGUUUGGCGGUUUCCCUAAAGUUAGUAAUUUGAAAUCACAUUCUAUUUUUGGUAGCAGAUACUGCUUUUCACCAAGGUUUCAUAUGUCAUUAGUAUUUAUUAACAGGAAUCCACUUUGUUUGCUUCUUAUUGUAUUUGUGUAUGAAAUAUAUAUUGAAUAAUUAUAUAAAUUAUUAUAUAAAAAAUCAUAUAGUCGUUUAAGAAUACACCCCCAGUAAAGUCAACAUUCACACAUUAUACUUUGAUUUUCGUGUUGAUGCUUAAUCAUACAAGCAAAAAUUCAUAAAUGCAGCCAAUCUUCAUUUAUAUAUGUAUACAUCUGUAAUGGAUUAGAUUUAAAUGAAUUGAACUAUCGUUAUAUUAUUUUCAUAAGUUCAAACUAUAGCAUUCAUACGGUAGAUUGUUCCUUUAUAUCAGUGGCUCUCGAACCGCGGCCUACGGGCCAAUUACGGCACGUAUAAUUAAGAUACCAAUAUAAUUAAAUUGAUAUGAAUAUACACAUGCUUAAACUGUGAUAAUGACGUAACAAUGCCGCAUCAAGAAUGCAAAAAAGUAAAACCAUGAAAAUGGUAAACUUUUUUACUCUAGUUCGGCAGGGACAUAUGAAAAAACAGAAUUGGUCUGCAGGGCCACGGUUUGGAAACCACUGGUUAAGAUAUUCAUGGUAUAUCUUAUCGGGUAAAUAUCUCUCGUUAAAUAAUUUUUGAUAUAUUUUAUAUUGCUAUAGUCUUUACUUCAUCUAUGUGUUUUUUCAUUGGAAAUCAUAUCUCACAUACACUCAUAUUUCAUUUUAUGUUAUUCUGUUAUGCAGAUGUGUUCCAUUUUCAAUCUUUUAUUUGAACAAUGCCCUGAGAAGCAGAAAAUAAUUUGUAGUGAUUAUGCGUACAUAGUGGGCUAGAUCUCCAUUGAAGUUGGUGUACACCAGAAAUUGUAGUAGUUUUCUUAUAGAAAAUCAGAAUUGACACAUUUUUUUGCUCUAUUAUCAGUAUCAAUUUAACAGUUAAGGUUUUUGUUGUUAGGACAGUUAAUUACUUUUAACCAGCAUUUUCAUAUUUGGAUUGCGUGAUAGAUGCCGAGUGUUAAUGUGCUACCAUAAUAUUGCGUUUCUUUGUGUUUCGAAACAUGACUUUGCUUUUAUAUUGAUAAGAUUGUUUGUUUUUAUAUCACUCGUACUUCUGUUAAUUGUAUCACAGUAUAUUUGUUUUGUUAUUAUUUUCGAAAGUAUAAAAAGGCUUCAUCUCUUAUGUU